Molecule: messenger RNA, 2496 nt
Organism: Falco peregrinus (peregrine falcon)
Lineage: Eukaryota; Metazoa; Chordata; Aves; Falconiformes; Falconidae
Gene: PLAU
Product: plasminogen activator, urokinase
Exons: 11
Coding region: 167-1465 (432 amino acids)
Biological process (GO): regulation of cell adhesion mediated by integrin; plasminogen activation
Molecular function (GO): serine-type endopeptidase activity
Source: RefSeq, a predicted model, not a curated record
AGCAGCGGGCACAGCCCCGCCUCGGCACGGCCUUUAUAGCGGCCGCCGGCACCCGCACCAGCACCAGCGGCUGCGCCUGCUUCUGCCUCCGAGCCUGCCCGCCGCGCUCCUCCGCCGAAACAAAAUAAUACCGAUAGAGGAACGAACUGAGAAGCUAACUAACAACAUGAAGUUAUUCAUCUUCCUCACAGUAACCCUGGGCACACUUGCCACUGGACUAGAUUCUGCUUAUAGCAAGAAGCACUACAAAUUGCCAUAUAAACACAGAUCAUAUCACAAAGAAUGCCAUUGUUUGAAUGGAGGAACCUGCAUUACCUAUUACCUCUUCAGGGGAAUUAUCCGUUGCAUAUGCCCAGAAGGAUACACUGGGACUCACUGUGAACUAGAUGUUGACAGCAUGUGCUACACUGAGGAUGGGGAGGACUACAGAGGAAUGGCAACAGAAGAUGAGUGUCUGCCAUGGGACCUUCCCUCUGUAAUCAGGAGGGCUCCCUUCCAUGCUCACUUGAAGAAUGCUUUGCAGCUUGGACUGGGAAAGCACAGCUACUGCAGAAACCCAAAUGGAAGGAGCAAGCCCUGGUGUUACACCAAAAAGAGAUUCACCAUUCGAGAAACACCCUGCAACAUGGACAAGUGUGGACCUGCAUGUGGUCAAAGGAGCAUCAGCAAGUACUUCAAGAUUGUUGGUGGAAGCCAGGCAGAGGUUGAGUCUCAGCCUUGGAUAGCUGGCAUCUUCCAGACUAGAAGGGGCACUGACCAAUUCCUGUGUGGUGGCAGCCUCAUUGACCCCUGCUGGGUGCUUACAGCAGCACACUGUUUUCAUGACCCGUCAAACCCACUAGACAAAUCCAGGUACAAAGUCUACCUUGGAAAGUCCAUGCUGAACGUUACUGAUGAUAAUGAACAAGUAUUCAUGGUUGAUGACAUCAUUUCUCACCCAGAAUUUACAGAUGAGACAGGUGGCAAUGACAAUGAUAUUGCUUUGAUAAGGAUAAGAACAUCUACUGGGCAGUGUGCAGUAGAAUCCAAAUAUGUCAGAACAGUCUGCUUGCCAGAGAAGAACCUUGACUUACAAGAGCACACCCGGUGUGAAAUAUCUGGCUAUGGGAAACAAGAUCUUUAUGACUAUUCUUAUGCUCAAAGACUGAUGUCAGCCACUGUAAACUUAAUAUCACAGAGAAAAUGCAAAUAUCAAUACUAUGAUGAUGUCAGAGUUACUGACAACAUGGUCUGUGCUGGAGAUCCCACAUGGAUGACUGAUGCAUGCAAGGGAGAUUCCGGUGGCCCCAUGGUCUGUGAGCACAAUGGCAGGAUGAUACUUUAUGGGAUUGUCAGCUGGGGAGAUGGCUGUGCAAGGGAAAACAAGCCUGGUGUUUACACUAGAGUUACUCGAUACCUUAACUGGAUUGACUCCAAUAUGAAUGCAGUUACUACCAAGAAUCGUUUUGUUCCUGAACCAAAGUGACCUUUUGUCUACAGCUGGACUCAAAUGCACAAGAUUAAGCCUAUACUGAUGCCAGGACACUGAAGUCCUGAAUGACAUGAGAGGCUUUUGUUUUAAAUGCUUGUGUGGUCUGCCACUCCCAUCGGUGCUCCUGAGGCAGAGAGAUGGUUGAUUAUUAUCUUACUUACUCUGAAUUGCCUGAAAACCACUCAGUGGGAAGCUGAAAUAUUUAACUCUUAAAUGAAUAUUCCCAUGCACGAUACUAUGCAAUAUUGUUAUCUGUCCACUCUAAUUUAUGAACCAGCAUUGGUCUGGAAGUAUUGGUACAGUUUUAACUUAUUUGACUCAAGUCUUCAUUUUAUACAUGGCCUGAGUUUAAAAUCUUUCCUUAUCACACUGAACAAUACUAAGAUUCAGGUCUUGGAAACCUAACUUGUUAAGACCAGUACUGAGAAGAGUGAUCAGGUUUAGCAUCAGAAGGUGAAAGAAGCUGAAUUGGCAUUAUUAUCACUAAUGUGUAAAGGAGGACCAAAGCCUGCUUAGACUGACACAACACUUGGUGUGCAGGGUUCAUUGCAACAGACCCAACAUGUAGUAACGUCUAAGGAUAUCACCUGUAGCUGUGUCCGUGUUACAAACUCUUAAUGUGUUCCAUUUAAGAACUAUGCUGCAAGAAGGCAAAUGGAAACCUGACUGACUUCCAGGUCCCAUUUGAAGGUGUCUGGGUCACUGGAAAGCCUGAUUAUGUAACCCUUUUCCAGUACCUCUGCACCCAGGAGAGGAUUUAAGGACUGUGCACCCACUGAAUGCUGCAGGUGCCAAGUCAAAACUUAUUGCCAUUAAUUUUACUGAUAUUAUAUGGUAACUGCUUCUUUUUUUCCCCCCAAGACUUAUGCUGAUUUUAUUUUGAAACUUUUUUUUUGUUUUAUAGAUUUGUGUUAUUUCUAUGAGGGCUGGAACCUCACCCUUUAUUUAAUUAUUUUUACUGUCUUUAACUUAUUGUUUGUAUUAAAGAUGUUAAAAUAUCAUUAAAGAAAAUCCUAUUAUUCUUA